UCGAGAAUAUCCAGUAGCGUGUCUCCGAAAAAGGUUUCGGUCAAUCUCGCAUGCUUUGCAUCGCACUCCCCUCUGCUCUCGUUUCCGUCGCGUCCUCCUCUUCCGUCUUUUUUACAUCUUGGGCGAUCUUCUCCUUGAGCAUGCCAAUAAAAUCCUUGCCACUCAUCUCAGGUUUGCAUCGUACGAACGGUUGUGCAUAUCGGCUUCUCGCUCCUUCUUGAAGUUUCUCUUUUUCGAUCUUAAAGUAAGACACUUAGUUUCGAUUCGGAUGUCCGAUUACUGAGCAAACAAGUCCGCGGAAGAAUCGCAUAUUCCAAAAGCUAACGAAUCUUACAUAAAUAUAAUGUAAACACACAGGUAACAUCGACAAAAUCGGGCAGGACUUUCAGUUAUAGAGUAUUUGCAACAACGGUGAACUUAAUUCCAAAUACAGGCGCAGAAUGACAAACUAAACUCGUCUGCAAUGCACAUAAAAGCAACACAGUUCAUAUAAUGACGUGCGAUAAUAUUGUAAAAAAAGCAACUUGUCGAGUAAUUAGUCGAGUGAAUAAAUCCAUAAUACAUGCAUUUUGCGCAAUUAACCAAAUUGUCAAAAAUUCUUAAUGCAAAAAAUGUUGAUUUUAUCCUAGUAUUCUUGUUACAGUAAUACAAAUAAAUGGCCAUACAUGAAACUUUUAUUUUAGAUGAUUUACAUUAUUAUUCACUGAAAUGAUCUUGCAAUUUUACCGCUUGUUUAUAUUUAAUCUUUAUAAUUUCUUUUGUGAAAAUAUAAUUAUGAUAAAUCGACGAAUAUUUAAUAAACGAGCGAGAAAGAAAAAAUGCAUGAUCUCUUAUGCACACAGGACACACUCCGUAACACAUCUUAGACAAUAAAUAUAAAUCCAAAUCGCCUCUGAAAUCCAUCGCAGCGUUAAUUCGAUCGACAAUCGAGUCUUAAAGAUAUCACAAAGCCAAAUUCGACGUUAACAUUUAUGAUAAAUGAUACAUGCUUACCUCAGCUACGUCUGGCGAUGACAUCGCGUGUCGAUUGUACCGAACUAGGUUGCAGACAUUGGAUUAUAAUUUGCGAAUGGCUCAUUCCACGACACAACCAUGGGCAGGCAAGGAAGAAAGUCGGGAACUGAUGGCGGUGUGGACAGACGUUGUCCGAGACCUCACGGAUGCAACCAAGAGUUUAGAUAUUCCGGAUGUCCCCAAAUGGUUGGCAAAAGUAUUACAGUAUAACGUUCCAAACGGAAAGAAAACUCGCGCCCUAGCAUUAGUUUAUGCCUAUAGGCUGCUGGCACCUAGCAGUCAAGUCACAGAGGAAAAUAUUCAUCUAGUACGAAUUUUAGCAUGGUGCGUCGAACUGCUCCAAGGCUUUUUCCUUGUUAUCGAUGACAUUCAAGACCGAUCGUUAAUUCGUAGAAACCAACCAUGUUGGUAUCGGCAAAAUAAUAUAGACUUAGCGGCAAUUAACGACGGCUUAAUGAUAGAGAAUACCGUGGGUUAUCUACUUCGAAAACACUUCAAAGGGAAAGAGUGCUACAUAGAUCUGGUAGAAACAUUCCAAGACAGCGUACUGAAGACUAUAUUCGGGCAAUGUUUAGAUCUGCUUUCCACCAAUUACGGCAAAACGCCGAAUCUAGAUCUCUUUACGAUGGAUCGGUACAACUCUAUUGUCAAGUACAAAACGUCGUAUUAUUCGUUCAUUCUGCCGAUAACCGUCGCGAUGCAUUAUGCUGGAAUAAAAGAUCCAGAAAUGUUCAGGCAGGCAAAAACGAUCCUGCUGGAAAUGGGACAUUUCUUCCAAGUUCAAGAUGAUUACUUGGGUUCCUACGGAGAUCCUGAAGUCAUUGGCAAGGAUAAUACCGACAUAGAAGAGGGCAAGUGCACGUGGCUGAUCGUUAUGGCUCUCCAGCGUGUUACACCGUCACAGCGGAAGAUUUUAGAAGAAUGUUAUGGUAUCGCCGGUGAUCCGGAGAAAGUAAAGCGCGUGAUGCAGCUGUACAAUGAACUGGGCUUGCCAAACACUUAUGCCAAAUACGAAGAGGACACGCAUAAACUGUUAAAUACGCACAUACAGCAGAUAUCACGCGGUCUACCACAUGAUCUUUUCCUCAAGUUGUUGGAGAAGCUAUAUCACAGGCAGUCAUGAAAGUAAGAAGAAACGGAAAAAAACAGUUCUCGGAGUACACGAUACUGGCACUAACCAUCUUAUUAUAUAUAUUAUUAUAGAUUUAAUGUCAAGAACCAAGGUGUGUUAAUUAUCAUGAAAAAUGGCGAUUUACUUUAAUACCUAAUAAUUUACUUUAUGCCCAUUAUCGUUGUUUCUAUCAUUGUUUCAAGAGAGGAAAUCGAAAUCUUGUUCCGUGUUGCAUUUCUAUUAAUUUAAAAAUUCAGCCGACACAUGUAGAAUUUAUAUGUCUCUUGUAAAAUCUCAACUGGAGACAAAGUGCGAGAUGUACAGGAAUUUUUAUAAGAAUCGUUUUCUAUGAGAGACAAUUAUACUUGUAAAUCCACAAAGAUUUAUACGUACACAUUUAUUAUAUAGUAUAUAAAAGUAUAUUUUUACAUGUUAUAUGUUACAUACUUUACAAUAAUGUCUUUCUAGGAUAAUAAUCACAUGAUCCUGGAUUGAUCGUUACGCUAUUGCAAAUACAGAACCAAAACAAUUACGAGG
Molecule: messenger RNA, 2662 nt
Organism: Ooceraea biroi (clonal raider ant)
Lineage: Eukaryota; Metazoa; Arthropoda; Insecta; Hymenoptera; Formicidae
Product: Farnesyl pyrophosphate synthase
Biological process (GO): trans, trans-farnesyl diphosphate biosynthetic process
Cellular component (GO): cytoplasm
Molecular function (GO): dimethylallyltranstransferase activity; (2E,6E)-farnesyl diphosphate synthase activity
Source: RefSeq, a predicted model, not a curated record